Molecule: messenger RNA, 729 nt
Organism: Helobdella robusta
Lineage: Eukaryota; Metazoa; Annelida; Clitellata; Rhynchobdellida; Glossiphoniidae
Exons: 1
Biological process (GO): protein dephosphorylation
Molecular function (GO): protein tyrosine phosphatase activity
Source: RefSeq, a predicted model, not a curated record
UCAUCUUGUGACACUGCUAAAAGACCAGAAAAUAAAUCUAAAAAUCGAUUUGAUCACAUUUUAGCCUACGACCACUCACGAGUGAUAUUGCAAGAUAAAGAAAACGUGAGUGAUUAUACCAACGCUAAUUACAUAUCUUCAAGACACGGAGCCAAGAGCUACAUAGCAUCGCAAGGUCCAUUCAAUCCGCAGACAAUUUGCGACUUUUGGUCAGUAGUUUAUACCGAAGAAGUGUCGUGUAUAAUAUUUUUAUCCCAGUUGGCUGAAAACGACGUCGUAAAAUGUGAACGCUAUUGGCCUGAAGAUGACCUCAUGAGGAAGUACGGAGAAGUGAUCGUUAAAAAAAUUAGGAUGGAAAAAUACGCAAACUUUAUUAUCAGGACUUUUAUCUUAAUCAACGAUUCCGAAAGUCUCAACCAAGAGAGCCAAAGAGUUACCCAAUUCCACUUCACUAGUUGGAAAUCAAACGAGUACAGCAUUCUAAAACUUCUUGAGUUUUGGCAAAAAGUUAAAAACGACAAAAACGGUCAAAGAUUACCGUGGUUGGUACAUUGCAGUACUGGAAUCAGCAGAUCAGCAGUCUUUCUAGCAAUGGAAAAUUGUCUCGGAGGCAAAAGAAGCCACGGAGUUAAUGUAUAUCAAUGCUGCAACAGAAUGCGAAAAUGUAGACCGUGGAUGGUGAAAACUUUGAAGCACUACCAACUAAUCUACGACCUUCUAUAUGAAGCA